This is a messenger RNA of Octodon degus (degu), 3687 nucleotides long. It is a transcript of the gene Rhbdf2, whose product is annotated as rhomboid 5 homolog 2. The record is from RefSeq and is a predicted model, not a curated record. Gene Ontology annotation, biological process: regulation of protein secretion; regulation of epidermal growth factor receptor signaling pathway. The transcript has 20 exons. Gene Ontology annotation, molecular function: serine-type endopeptidase activity. NCBI's taxonomy places the organism in Eukaryota, Metazoa, Chordata, Mammalia, Rodentia, Octodontidae. Bases 414 to 2888 code for a protein of 824 amino acids. Gene Ontology annotation, cellular component: endoplasmic reticulum membrane.
GCCACCGCCCAGCCGCGGGCCGGCGCCGCUCGGAGCUGCGUCCCGGGACUUGGGGCCGUGGGGAGGUCUCCUGGUAGCUGCAGGAAGCUCUGAAGCUGAGCAUGCUCCUGCUGUGAGCCCUGGUUAGUGGUGACAAAACUACCAGAUCUGAGAUGCUGGGAAGCUAGUGAGCAUCUUGUGCAUAAUCCACCUGCAGCUCAGAAAAGUGAAGUGGCUGGCCCAACCUCACACAGCAGGCUGACAGCACCAAGGAAGUUUAUGUGGAGCCGGCUGUGUAGCUGUCCGUCUGUCCCCCCAUCCGUAGACUGAGGCUGGACUCCAGGGCAUCUACACAGGGGAGGUGAGGCCCAGAACAUGCUCUAGGUGCCUUCCCAGGAGCCCAGAAACCACAGAUCUGAAGCCUUCUGCCCAUCAUGGCCUCAGCUGACAAGAAUGGCGGGAGUCUCUCCUCUGUGUCCAGUAGCCGCCUGCAGAGCCGGAAGCCACCCAACCUCUCCAUCACCAUCCCACCGCCGGAGGCCCAGGCCCCCAGUAAGCAGGACAGGAUGAUCCCCCAGAAGCCCAAGAACCCAACCUACAUGAAGAGUGUCAGCCUCCAGGAGCCACAGGGACAAUGGCAAGAUGGUACAGAGAGGCGCCUUGGCUUCCGCCGUCAGACCUCCCUGUCCCAGAGCAUCCGCAAGGGCACAGCCCAGUGGUUCGGGAUCAGCGGUGACUGGGAGGGCAAGCGGCAGAACUGGCAGCGCCGCAGCCUGCACCACUGCAGCGUGCGCUAUGGCCGGCUCAAGGCCUCGUGCCAGAGGGACCUGGAACUGCCCAGCCAGGAGGGGCUGUCCUUCCAGGGAACCGAGUCUCCAAAGCCCUGCAAGAUGCCAAAGAUUGUGGAUCCGCUGGCCCGGGGCCGGGCCUUCCGCCACCCAGAUGAGGUAGACCGGCCCCACGCCCCCCACCCGCCACUGACCCCUGGGGUCCUAUCCCUCACCUCCUUCACCAGCAUCCGCUCCGGCCACCUGCCCCGCCGCAAGAGGAUAUCCGUGGCCCACAUGAGCUUCCAGGCUGCUGCUGCCCUCCUGAAGGGGCGCUCAGUGCUGGAUGCUACUGGACAGCGGUGCCGGGUGAUCAAACGCAGCUUUGCCUACCCCAGCUUCCUAGAGGAGGACGUGGUCGAUGGAGCAGACACCUUCGACUCCUCUUUUUUUAGUAAGGAAGAAAUGAGCUCCAUGCCCGAUGAUGUGUUCGAGUCUCCCCCACUCUCUGCUAGCUAUUUCCGAGCGAUCCCACAUUCAGCCUCUCCAGUCUCCCCCGACAGGGUGCAGAUCCCUCUGAAAGAGUGUGGCCACACCCCCACCCCAGUGACCCGGCGCGGCAAGCGCAUUGCCUCUACUGUGAAGCACUUUGCCUUUGACCGGAAGAAGCGGCAUUAUGGUCUGGGCGUGGUGGGCAACUGGCUGAACCGCAGCUAUCGCCGCAGCAUCAGCAGCACGGUACAACGGCAGCUGGAGAGCUUCGACAGCCACCGGCCCUACUUCACCUACUGGCUGACUUUUGUCCACAUCAUCAUCACACUGCUGGUGAUCUGCACCUAUGGCAUUGCGCCCGUGGGCUUUGCGCAGCACGCCACCACCCAGCUGGUGCUGAGGAACAAGGGUGUGUACGAGAGCGUGAAAUUUAUCCAGCAGGAGAACUUCUGGGUCGGCCCCAGCUCGAUUGACCUGAUUCACUUGGGGGCCAAAUUCUCCCCCUGCAUCCGGAAGGAUCGGCAGAUCGAGCAGCUGGUGCAGCAGGAGCGUGACCUGGAGCGAGACUCGGGCUGCUGUGUCCAGAAUGACCACUCGGGCUGUAUCCAGACCCAGAGGAAGGACUGCUCGGAGACUCUGGCCACUUUUGUCAAGUGGCAGGAUGAUACUGGGCCACCUAUGGACAAGUCUGAUCUAGGUCAGAGGCGGACGUCAGGGGCUGUGUGCAACCAGGACCCCAGGACCUGUGAGGAGCCGGCCUCUAGUGGUGCCCACAUCUGGCCUGAUGACAUCACCAAGUGGCCGAUCUGCACAGAACAGUCCAAGAGCAACCACACAGGUUUCUUGCACAUAGACUGCACGAUCAAAGGUCGCCCCUGCUGCAUUGGCACCAAGGGCAGCUGUGAGAUCACCACUCGGGAGUACUGUGAGUUCAUGCACGGCUAUUUCCAUGAAGAGGCGACACUCUGUUCCCAGGUGCACUGCUUGGAUAACGUGUGUGGGCUGCUGCCCUUCCUCAACCCUGAGAUCCCAGAUCAGUUCUACAGGCUUUGGCUGUCUCUGUUCCUACAUGCUGGCUUGGUGCACUGCCUCGUAUCUGUGAUCUUCCAAAUGACCAUCCUGCGCGACCUGGAGAAGCUGGCUGGCUGGCACCGCAUUGCUAUCAUCUUUCUCCUCAGCGGCAUCACAGGCAACCUUGCCAGUGCCAUCUUCCUCCCAUACCGGGCAGAGGUGGGCCCGGCUGGGUCACAGUUUGGCCUCCUCGCCUGCCUCUUUGUGGAGCUCUUCCAGAGCUGGCAGCUGCUGGAACGGCCCUGGAAGGCCUUUUUCAACCUGUCGGCCAUUGUGCUGUUCCUGUUUAUCUGUGGCCUCUUGCCCUGGAUCGACAAUAUCGCCCAUAUCUUUGGCUUCCUCAGUGGCAUGCUGCUGGCCUUUGCCUUCUUGCCCUACAUCACCUUUGGCACCAGCGACAAGUACCGCAAGCGCGUGCUCAUCCUGGUGUCACUGCUGGUCUUCACCGGCCUCUUUGUCUCCCUGGUACUCUGGCUCUACAUCUACCCCAUCAAGUGGUCCUGGAUUGAGUACCUCACCUGCUUUCCCUUCACCAGCCACUUCUGUGAGAAGUACGAGCUGGACCAGGUGCUGCACUGACCCCUGAAGUCUUACAAGACUUCUUUUGUAAGACUUCUUGCCAGUACCAGAGACUCUGGGACUGGCAUUGGGCCCGGGCACUCAACUGGUGAGACAGGGCCGGCUUCGUCUGAGACAGCCAGUAAAGGCAGAUGCUGGCGUAUCAGGUCCCCCCCUUUCUCAGGCCUGGGUGUUCCUGGCCCAGCUUGGGGACACUCAGGAUACCUACUUCUCUGAAGCUUUGGCUCUGUCCAAUCCCAGCCCCCAGGCCCUUCUGGGGACAGUUUAUUUUCUUUCCAGGGCCCAGGGCUGCUGCAUCUGCUGGUGCUGCUCCCCACUGUUACUGUGAGCAAUCCCUUGCCAGACACAUGGCUGCUCCCCCUGUGGCCCCAGGUCUAGAGUCCCCACUGUGGUCCCCUUCGUCUUCCUCCCCUGUUUCAUCUGUGGCCUGGUGAGCCUCCCCCAGGGCUUCGGACAGGGCAUUCUGGGAGAGGCUUCGGCGUUGGUCCAGGCACAGAGACCAAGCAAGACAGUGACCAGACAGGGACUCUGGCUCCCCGGGCCCACCAUCAGCCCUGUCCUGGCUCAGUGUUCUGCCUCACAGGUUUUCUCUGAUGCCAGCUGCUCCUCACCUCCUCUGCCUUACUCUGAAGGGGACAGGGUUGAGGACCUGCUCCCAGGGGGGUGCCCAACACUCAGUUGUGUUGGGUCUGGAGUUAUUUUGUUUGUUUUGUUUUUUACUAGUUUAUAUUAUGGUCCUAAUUUUUAAAGGUAACGCUAACUUUGUAUGGAUGAUGUCUCAAGGUAUUAAAUGAUAUUC